AUGGCAUCAGAGGAUUCUUCAUCGGGUUCGAUCCAAUCGAUAGAAACAGCCGGAACUUAUUCACAGAACUCUGUUGAUCCAAUCGAAGAGAACCCUGAUGCUGCGAACCUGAAUCGAAACGCAGCAACUCAGACACACUCCGAUGAUUCUCCUCCAUCUACUCAAACAACCGAAGGGAACCGUGAUGCUGUGAACCCGGAUCAAAACGAAGCAAAUCAGACAGACUCCGAUGAUCCUCCUUUCGCCCUGAAAUCUGCUGCUUUAUUGAUGGAGAAGGGAUCGAAGGCCUUUCAAGCUCGUGACUUUAAUCUCUUCAAGCGUGUUCUUAAAACUUUGAUUGAAAGCAAUGGCGCCGAAUUUGCUGAUCAAUUUGUCCCAGAAAAAUUCAAAUACGGUCUUGCCCUGGAACCUCAAUUUCGUAUAGAAAACGAUCUAAUGAUUGAGGCUUUGCCAAUGGAGGCAGAUUACCAACUGUAUGGAACAACUAUUGUUGCAAUACAAGUUCCACGUGAUGACGACCUGGAAUCUGCAGGGUUACAUCUAGUUGAUGUCCUUGGGAAGGUGUCACUGAAAAUGGUAGAAAUGCAACCAGGUGACUCAGUGGAGAAGGUGGACCUCUUAUCUGCCCUUGGGGAGGUGGAACUGAAAAAAGGGAGUUAUGUGGAUUCUUGCAAGCACUAUCAGGAAGCACUAUCCAUUCUGGAGCGUGUGGUUGAACCAGACAAUCAACGCAUAGCUCAUCUGUAUCCAUUCAUAGCUGAUUUACCUUCACUUAAAGCUCCCAGAAAUUUUAAAAUAUGUUUCUGCUUGGCAAAUUGCUACAAGAUUGAGGAAGCCAUUGAAUAUUGCCAGAAGGCGAUAUUAGUCUGCAAGAACCGGAUUCAGAGGCUCCACAGUUCGUCAGGACUUGCAAAUGUGAAUCAGGAGCCUUUCUCUAGUGUGCCUGAUGUUGGUCCCUCUCUUCCAAAGAAAGAUGAUGAUGCGCAGCUCGAGUUACUUUUAAGAGAAUUUGAAAAGAAGCUUCUGAUUCUGAAGCAAUGCUUGAAGACCUCCUCAUCUACAACCAAAAGUUAUGAAUCAAUCAACACAAGAAUGCAGAAAGAAUCAGGCAUUGAGACAAGUGGAACAAAGGGACAGUUAUCACCGGAUCCAGCCAGCAAAGAACCGACGAGUUCUACCAGCAACCAACCCAGAGGUCCUGAGCGUAGUCCUCCAACUGCGGGGAAGGGAGCCAAGAGACAGUUAUUUCCAGACCCACCCAGCAAUGAAAGUACUCCAACAAAGAAGCAGUCAUUGGACCAGUCAGCAGAGGAGGACAAGGAGUGA
Molecule: messenger RNA, 1326 nt
Organism: Cornus florida
Lineage: Eukaryota; Viridiplantae; Streptophyta; Magnoliopsida; Cornales; Cornaceae
Exons: 6
Coding region: 1-1326 (441 amino acids)
Biological process (GO): DNA replication-dependent chromatin assembly; CENP-A containing chromatin assembly
Cellular component (GO): nucleoplasm
Molecular function (GO): histone binding
Source: RefSeq, a predicted model, not a curated record